Molecule: messenger RNA, 1680 nt
Organism: Saccharomyces eubayanus
Lineage: Eukaryota; Fungi; Ascomycota; Saccharomycetes; Saccharomycetales; Saccharomycetaceae
Gene: TCP1
Product: chaperonin-containing T-complex alpha subunit TCP1
Exons: 1
Coding region: 1-1680 (559 amino acids)
Biological process (GO): protein folding
Cellular component (GO): chaperonin-containing T-complex
Molecular function (GO): ATP-dependent protein folding chaperone; ATP binding; ATP hydrolysis activity
Source: RefSeq, a predicted model, not a curated record
AUGUCCCAAUUAUUUAAUAAUUCCCGCUCAGACACUCUGUUUCUUGGAGGUGAAAAAAUAAGUGGUGAUGAUAUUCGUAAUCAAAAUGUUCUAGCCACUAUGGCUGUAGCAAACGUUGUUAAGUCAUCGUUAGGCCCUGUUGGAUUGGACAAAAUGCUCGUUGAUGAUAUUGGUGAUUUCACCGUUACCAAUGAUGGUGCCACUAUUUUAUCUUUGUUAGAUGUUCAACAUCCAGCGGGAAAAAUUUUGGUGGAAUUAGCCCAACAACAAGAUAGAGAAAUUGGUGACGGUACUACGAGUGUUGUAAUUAUUGCUUCUGAACUGUUGAAAAGAGCUAACGAAUUAGUCAAGAAUAAGAUUCAUCCAACCACCAUUAUAACCGGUUUCAGAGUUGCACUAAGAGAAGCUAUCCGUUUUAUUGAUGAAGUUCUUUCCACAAGUGUUGAUUCUCUUGGCAAGGAGACACUAAUCAAUAUUGCUAAGACUAGUAUGUCUUCCAAGAUUAUUGGUGCUGAUUCUGAAUUUUUCAGUAACAUGGUUGUGGAUGCCCUAUUAGCUGUCAAGACACAAAAUUCUAAAGGUGAAAUUAAGUACCCUGUUAAGGCUGUCAAUGUUUUAAAGGCACAUGGUAAGUCCGCUACCGAGUCUGUGUUGGUUCCAGGUUACGCCUUAAAUUGUACAAUUGCCUCUCAAGCUAUGCCUAAGCGUAUUGACGGUGGUAAUGUUAAAAUCGCAUGUUUGGAUUUGAACUUGCAGAAAGCUCGUAUGGCAAUGGGUGUUCAAAUUAACAUUGACGAUCCAGAACAAUUAGAGCAAAUCCGUAAACGUGAAGCUGGUAUUGUUUUGGAAAGAGUAAAAAAGAUCAUUGAUGCUGGUGCUCAAGUCGUGUUGACUACUAAGGGUAUUGACGAUUUAUGUUUGAAGGAAUUUGUUGAAGCUAAGAUCAUGGGUGUAAGACGUUGUAAGAAAGAAGAUUUAAGAAGAAUUGCUCGUGCUACAGGCGCCACAUUAGUGGGUUCUAUGUCUAACUUAGAAGGUGACGAAACAUUUGAAAGCAGUUAUCUAGGUCUUUGUGAUGAAGUCGUUCAGGCUAAAUUUUCCGAUGAUGAAUGUAUCUUAAUUAAGGGUACUUCCAAGCAUUCUUCUUCUUCAAUUAUUUUAAGAGGGGCAAAUGACUAUUCCUUAGAUGAGAUGGAACGUUCUCUACAUGACUCACUCUCUGUUGUUAAGAGAACUUUGGAAAGUGGGAACGUCGUACCAGGUGGUGGCUGUGUUGAAGCCGCUUUGAACAUUUAUCUUGACAAUUUUGCCACUACGGUUGGUUCUCGUGAACAAUUAGCUAUUGCUGAAUUUGCUGCUGCAUUAUUGAUCAUCCCAAAAACCUUAGCAGUAAAUGCCGCUAAGGAUUCCAGUGAAUUGAUUGCUAAGUUAAGAUCUUAUCAUGCUGCCAGCCAAAUGGCUAAACCAGAAGACACCAAGAGGAGAAGUUACAGAAAUUACGGUUUGGAUUUGAUUAGAGGUAAAAUUGUAGAUGAAAUUCAUGCCGGUGUUCUUGAGCCAACUGUAAGUAAAGUUAAAUCUUUGAAAUCAGCGUUGGAAGCCUGCAUAGCAGUUUUGAGAAUCGACACAAUGAUUACAGUAGACCCAGAGCCACCAAAAGAAGACCCACACGCUCAUUGA